Molecule: messenger RNA, 3204 nt
Organism: Ixodes scapularis (black-legged tick)
Lineage: Eukaryota; Metazoa; Arthropoda; Arachnida; Ixodida; Ixodidae
Exons: 2
Coding region: 1-3204 (1067 amino acids)
Biological process (GO): DNA integration
Molecular function (GO): zinc ion binding; nucleic acid binding
Source: RefSeq, a predicted model, not a curated record
AUGGAUCUUGAGAAGUUAACGGUAAUUGGUAAAGAAUUGGGUUUCUCAGGGGCUUCGCUAAAGCAAUGGAUAGACGAAGAACGCGCACGCGAAAGAGAGGAGCGUCUAACAGAGCGAGAAAGGGCUCGAGAAGUAGAAGCUCAAACGAGUGCUCGUUUAGAAGCAGAACGCACUGUGCUAGAGCUGAAGUUGCGGUUACAAGAGCAGCAAGGAGGAUCGAUCACUCGGGUUCCAGAUGCAUCUGAUCAGGGUACGUCUCCUAGUGUCGCGCAGGGGUAUCGGAGUCCACAUAAACUUAUACCCCCCUUUAACGAAAGGAGCGAUGAAUUGGAUGCAUACAUCCAACGUUUUGAGCGGGUGGCAACAAGUCAAGAAUGGCCUCGGGAAAAAUGGGCCUUGUCCUUGAGCCUAUGUUUGAAAGGGGAAGCGUUAAGUGUAGUAGGACGCAUGGCUGCCGACGAUGCCAUGGACUAUGCUAAACUAAAGCAGACUCUCCUCCAACGAUUUCGCUAUAUUGAGGAAGGAUAUCGUGUCAAGUUCAGAGAGGCGAAACCAGAGAACUCCGAAACGGGAAGACAAUUUUCUGGUCGUCUAUUAGGUUAUUUUGACCACUGGCAGGAGAUGGCAAGGACGGAGCGCACUAAUUGCGCACUUCGGGACAAAAUUGUCUCCGAAGAAUUUCUGAACAAAUGCCACGAGAAACUAGCAAUUUUUAUAAAGGAAAGGGGCUGCCAAGGGCUCGACAAGCUAGCAGAAACUGCAGACCACUACCUCGAGGCCCAGGGGUUGGUCAACCUCGGCAAAAAGAAAGAAGAGACUGACAAGCCGACAGGGCAAGUUAGGAUGUCUGAUCCUCAAGGUGCAAAGAGAAAUCUGCAGUGCUUCCUUUGCAAUAAACAAGGCCAUCGGGCAGCAGACUGUUGGGCCAAAUCAAGAGGACCCGAUCAGAAGACGAAUUUCUGCUGGAAAUGUCGCAAAAACGGGCAUAAAGCUGAGGCUUGUCCGAAGAAGACAGACGGUGGUGGACAGGCGUCAUGUUCUCUGACACGUCGGAAAGAUCGUAAUGUCUACGGAUCUGGAAGUCGUCCAUCCAAACGCCUUGCUGGGAAAGCUGAAGAGGACAAAACGGGAACUGACGUGCAAGCAGACGGCAUGCCCACGGCAACAGGACUACUCGAGGGUCAUCAGGUCACCGUCCUGCGAGAUUCUGGGUGUAACUCGGUCAUAGUCAAGCGGUCCCUGGUUCCUGACGUCAAACUUACAGGACGAAACCGCGUUAUCUUCCUGCUUGACCGGACAGAAUUGUGUCUGCCUGAAGCGGUGGUUGACAUUGAUUCCCCCUAUUUCCAAGGCAAGGUGACAGCGACCUGUAUGGAAAACCCUCUCUAUGAUGUCGUUUUAGGAAACGUGGAUGGUGUGCGGGAUGCCUCCGAUCCUAACGUUAUAUGGAGUAUUCAGCAAGACACGCCUCUUCAAGGAGAGGGGACAGCUCCAGUUAUUGAGGCAAGCGACUGUGGCAGGUCAAUAACUGAACCAGUUCUCAUUGAGACGGGCCUUUCAUCGGCUGCCACAGAGCCAAACGAGUCACAGGCCGGGGCCGCAGCUAAGCAGGCCUCCCGAAACUCUGGUAAAUUACCUGUGGCGGUAGUGAAUUCAUUGGCCAUCAACUCGACGGAGCUGAGCGCCAAGCAGAGAGAAGACAGUACUCUCCAAAGAUGUUUUGAAGCGGUUGGGAACAAAGUUGCUACAAGAUCAGCUGACAUUGAGUUCACACUAAUCAACGGAAUUUUGUUUCGACGGUACAAAUUGCCAUCAAAGAAGGAGAUGGAGCAGCUCGUUGUUCCAAGCGAUCUCCGGGACUUUGUGCUGAAAAUGGCACACGAGGGAAUUCUCGCUGGACACCAGGGAAUUAAACGCACGACAGAUAGAAUCCUCGAGGAGUUCUACUGGCCAGGAGUUCAAGGAGACGUUACUCGAUUUGUAAAGUCGUGCGACACCUGCCAGAGAACUGUCCCAAAGCACCUAGUAGGCCGCGUACCUUUGGGCAACAUGCCAGUCAUCGAAACACCAUUCCAGCGGGUCGCCAUCGACAUUGUGGGACCCCUAUCUCCAACAUCUGAGAAGGGAAACCGCUAUGUACUCACCAUGGUUGACUUCGCGACGCGCUACCCUGAUGUGGUUGCGUUGCCAAGCAUUGAAACGGAGAAAGUCGCCGAGGCUUUACUAGAGAUGUUUUCACUUGUGGGAUUUCCCAGAGAAAUCAUUAGCGAUCGCGGCAGAUCGUUCAUGUCUGGGCUCAUGAGGGAGUUCAGCCGGUUGCUUUCGCUUAAACAUAUGCCAACCACGCCGUACCAUCCUAUGGCAAACGGCCUUGUGGAACGUUUUAACGGCACGCUGAAACAAAUGGUCCGACGAAUGUGUCAGGAAAGCCCCAAGAGCUGGGACAGAUACUUGGCACCACUGUUAUUUGCAUAUCGCGAAGUGCCACAGACCUCCCUCGGGUUCGCACCUUUUGACCUACUGUACGGUAGAUACGUCAGAGGACCCAUGGCCAUAUUAAAAGAGCUCUGGUCAGGGGAGAGUAUCGACGACGAGACAAAGACUUCGUACGGCUACAUGGUCGAGCUUCGGAAGCGCUUAGACGACACGUGCCGGAUAGCCCAAGAGCAGCUCAAGAAAGCAAAGAUGACACAGAAAACCUAUUAUGACAAGAAGACAAGGAGGCGCCAGCUCACUGUUGGAGACAGGGUCCUGCUCCUUUUGCCAUCUGACACCAACAAGCUGAUCCUGACCUGGAAAGGCCCCUUCACUGUCUUAGAGAGACGAAAUGACGUUGACUACGUCAUCGACCUUGGAACAAGAACCAGCUUGUUCCAUAUCAACAUGCUGAAAAAGUACGAAGAGAGGACAAUCGUUGAUCAGACACCUCAACGAGCUUCGGUCGCAUUCCAUGAUGGGAAUGUUGAGGAAGAAGACCUCCCGUGUGCAACACUGCAACCAAACGAAACUUAUCGAGACGUGAACAUAUCAAGGGAGCUGACUGCCGAUCAACGAGCACAAGUUUCCAGACUCCUGACAACAUACCAAGAAACUUUACGCAAGACCUCGUUCCGCCAAGACGGCACAACCAAACCCGGACUCCGCCGCUGCACCAGCAACGAGGAAAUGAACUCUGAUGAAGCUCGCCGCAUCUGUGAACUGUAA